This is a messenger RNA of Helobdella robusta, 321 nucleotides long. RefSeq lists its product as hypothetical. Gene Ontology annotation, cellular component: ribosome; cytosolic large ribosomal subunit. The coding region runs from base 1 to 321 and encodes 106 amino acids. Gene Ontology annotation, biological process: translation. The record is from RefSeq and is a predicted model, not a curated record. The transcript is spliced from 5 exons. NCBI's taxonomy places the organism in Eukaryota, Metazoa, Annelida, Clitellata, Rhynchobdellida, Glossiphoniidae. Gene Ontology annotation, molecular function: structural constituent of ribosome.
AUGGUGAACGUCCCUAAACAGAGAAAAACUUUUUGCCGAGGCAAAAAGUGUCGCAAGCACACUCUUCAUAAGGUGACACAGUACAAAAAGGGAAAAGAUUCAUUGUUUGCUCAAGGUAAAAGGCGUUACGAUCGAAAACAGUCAGGAUAUGGUGGUCAAACAAAACCUAUUUUCCACAAAAAGGCUAAAACAACAAAGAAGAUAGUGUUGAAGAUGGAAUGCACUGAAUGCAAGUACAGAAAACAACUUGCGAUCAAGAGGUGCAAACAUUUUGAAUUGGGUGGUGACAAGAAGAAAAAGGGCCAGAUGAUCCAGUUUUAA